AUGGACCAGAGUGGGCAACAGGAAAGACAAGGAAGCCCCUCAGAUCCUUCCCAUAGGCCUUGGAAUGAUAGCGAAAUUAGGAUAUUCCUGAUGGAAUGGGAAGUCGUUGAACAAGAAGUGGGCCACAAAGGGCAAAAAACUUGUAAAAAAGUCAGGGCUAUUCGACAGCGACUCUGUCAGCGAGGCCUAAGGAAGACCUGGCAAGACUGUUUGCAACUGAUGACUGAUCUAAAGACCUUGCACUGGCGGCUCUCUCGUGAGAGAGCAGGGGUCGAACCCUUGUUUUCUCCAUAUUCGGAGCACCUCUACAGGAUCCUUGGUCACAGACAAGAGUGGAGCCCCUGCCCAGGACCUCUCUAUGACGGAGCUGGUAACCCCAUGCUUCACAUGUACUCUCAACCUCCAAUGGUUUGGCCAACUCCCGUGUACCAGCCUUGGGAUUAUGGCUUCCCUGUGCCUUCCGGAGAGCUUCAAGGGAACCCACCAACAAUGACGUACAGUGGGCAUUCUUGAUUUCCUGAUGGGAGACUUGAAAACAUUUGACUGU
Molecule: messenger RNA, 547 nt
Organism: Peromyscus maniculatus bairdii (prairie deer mouse)
Lineage: Eukaryota; Metazoa; Chordata; Mammalia; Rodentia; Cricetidae
Source: RefSeq, a predicted model, not a curated record